Molecule: messenger RNA, 3638 nt
Organism: Biomphalaria glabrata
Lineage: Eukaryota; Metazoa; Mollusca; Gastropoda; Planorbidae
Exons: 7
Coding region: 531-1415 (294 amino acids)
Source: RefSeq, a predicted model, not a curated record
UUAAUUAUACUUUGUUGGUGCCACAAAGCAAGUCACAACGACUCGAUUAUCUCCCGUGCUUUGCUUCGCUGUCCACUUGUAGGAUAUAUAUGUGUGUGUGUGUGUGUGUAUCUAAAUGUAGCUACGUGAGUAUGGGAAAAUAUCCACUACGAUCGACACAUCAACAAUAGUAUUGCCGUUCACCUUGACCCAGAAACCCGAAGCACGGACAGAUAAGAUCGACCGCUUUACAUGCUUUUAAAAAGUCAUUUACUUCGGACUUGUCUAAGAUCCUGAAACCUACCUGGGAACUGAACCUACGCUGCCUGCUCGAAUUUCUAUUGACUACCUGCGGACCUUUUAUUUUGUUAAAGACUUUAACAGCUGUGUACUGUCACUAGAUGACAUUCUACUAUUUCUGGAGAUUAUAUUCUAAAAUUAUAAGUUAUUAAUUAAGUUAGUACACAUAUGCAUUGGAGCACUGGAUUAUAUUGUAGUACGAGGACUUUCGCAUACAUUGCAGACUAGGAGUUUGUGUUUCAAGUUGCAAGAUGUCAACCCAUACGACAAAACUGGAAGAAAUCAAAGCUUUGAUACAAGCUGAACAGACAAUGGCAGAUAAGCGUACCAAGGAGGAGAUCCUUGAAGAGAUACGCCAGGAGGAUGCCACUAAAGAUGUACCAAUCAAUUCAGCUGUGGCUAUAGCUGUGCUGUCAGGUGUCGCCUCAGUGGCAGGUACAGUGGCUUGUUUAUCCAUUGGGUUUCUGGAGAUAUACAGACAAGAUGUUAUUGCCUUCUGGAUGGCAUGUAUACCUUUUUGUUUUCCUUUUAUAACUGGGAUAUCUAUUGCUUACAGAAAGAAAUUAUCAUGUGUUGGUGUGCAUGUUUCCCUCCUAUUAGCGACGCUCCUGACUGGAGGCGCUGGCUAUGGAUACUCCAUUGAACCUGUGUUUAUUAAUAGGAAGAAUUGCAAGAUCGUGAGUGAGGACAGGGGUAACUGUGACAAGGAGACCCUGCUCUACCUAUACAUUACUAACGGUGGGAUCGCCCUUGGAUUCACUGUCAUUGGUCUGAUCUACUCUCUGUUGAUCUGCAGAUGUGCCACGAAACGCAGACACAAUAGAGAGGUCAAUGAGCACAUGGAACAUGAGAAACAGGCGGAGCUGCAGAAAAGGGCCAGCAGAAGAAGUCACGAGAAAGUCACCUACGUGCCUGCCUGGCCGGGGUCCUACGUCGCCCACCCUCAGGCCACAGCGGCGACUAAAACCGAAGCCAGCAACGGUGACUUAAACGCUGCCAAAAGGUUGUCUUCAGAUCAGCCGCAAGUCGAUCACAAAGUGGACAGCGGUCAACCUAUCCCCAAUAAAGAGCAGCCUUCAAACAAGGAUAAUCAAACAAGUGAGCCUAAAACCGGAGACGCCACAACCCACUUGUAACUUUUAACUUGAGCUAAAAGUGUCCCUUAAAGUGGAAAUGAAAUCACAACAUAACUUUGCUUUUAUAGAAGGAAAACGAUCUACUAUGACGAUACAUUUUAUAGGCCAGUGAUGGAAUAAUGCCAACUUUCUUUCAUACUUAAGAAAAAAAAAAUCUAAUCAAUGUAUUGACUGUUCUAUAAAGAGGAUAAUAUGGCACUGAAAUGGCACCACUUGCUUUUAUAUAUUUUAGUACUUUUUCCAAGUGUAAAGUGCAAAUCUAGUAAAAUUGGAUAACAUGGAAUAAAUGACGAGUGUUUGUGUUUUUUUUUCUUCAAAUUACUUUUACUUAACUUUGUUUAUAUCUUCUUUAAAAAAAACAAACAAAUAAAAUGAUUAGAUCUAGGUCAGUGUUGCCAACUCAAAAAAAAAAUAAAUCCUCAUUGAUUAUAUUUAAACAAAAAAAAAAAAGGAAUUUACAGAUUCUAGAGAUGAUUUUACUAAGAACUAUUAAUUUCUUUUAGUUGGUGCUGCUUGUUACAUUUAUUGUGUUUUACCUUCAUUCAAAUUUUAUACCCAUGAAUAAAAACCUAGCUUAGUUAUUAGAGAUGUAUAUAAUGUAGAUUUAUAAAUUUGGGUGGUCACAAGGCACCGCUUAGGUUCAAACCUGGCCAGUGUGUUCUCCAGUGGUCCAGCUUUGUUAUUUCCCCUUAUAUUGUUAUUUCUCCUACCGUUGUAACUCAAAAUGAUUGUUUAAAGCCAUUCUGAUUGUUGCCAUGGAUACGCUUAUUUUGAGACAUUUCCUAUUCACACUUUUUAUAUUGAUGUGUAUUAUUUUUUAUUUGAUAUAUCAUCCAUUGCAAUGUUUCCCAAACUGUGUUCUUGUGUUUCAUAGGUGUUCUACAUACUUAUGGAGUAAUUAGCUUGACUUACACAUGAAUAAAUUGCUUAGUUAAUGAAAAUAUGGUUUGAUUAGUUUUUGUUUUUUUUCUUUUAAACACAUGGGAAAUGAUCCAUCCAGAAAAACAAAUAAAUUCUCUGAAUGUGCGAAGUGUUGUGUUAAAGAAAACCUUUGGGAAACACUGAUCAUUAUAUUGUUUUAUUAUUUUAUUAUAUUAUUUUAACGGGUUCUAUUAUGUUUUUCAGCUUAUUAUAAUUAACAAUAAAUUAUUUUCAUAGAAAAAAAUGGAUGUAUUUAAGUUAAGCAAUAAGGCUCAUUGCAUUUUACAAAUGUAUUUCUUUUAUUUUUUAUUUUACAAAUGAAUUUCUUUUUUUCUUAAAUAUAUAUUUGUUUAAAUUGGAAUUUUAAAAGGUUAAUUACACUUACUGGAGAAUCAGGGUUGAUUGAUAUGUGAUUAUACCUGUACGUUUGUGAGUACACUUGAGUGUGAGUACACUCAGGGCCGGUCUUAGGCCACUGCAACCUAUGCAUUCGCAGUGGGCCCCGCGCUUUCAAAGGCCCCGCGCUAAUUCUAUGUGUAAUUAUUAAAUUGCAAAAUAUAUACGAAAAAUUCCUUGAAAUGUCCUGCAUUUAUUAAAAUCUCCUGAAAACUCAUAAAAAUCUCCUGAAAAUGGACAAAAUUGUCAUUUGUGGGUGUCAUUUAUUACGGAAAACGCCAAUCCUACGUGCGAUAAAAAAAGGGAAUCAUCAGUUUUCAUGUAAUAUAAUGUAAUAAUCGGACGAGUUUUCACCUAAACCGAAAGUUUCAAUGCCUUUUUUACUUUUAUAGUCACUGGCAUAUAAAUAUAAUAAAUAUGCCAUAGGUUGUAAGGUUCGUAGAGUAAAGUUAAUUUGAUCGCAAUUUUGUACUUAGUAAAGAAUGAAUAAAAUGCAAAGUCGAAUUUUUUUCUAAUACAAAAUUAACUUUCACUUAUUAUCCUUAUUCCCACCCAGACUAGGCCCCGCGCAAUCAGUUUCCCAUAGGGCCCCGCAAUUGUUAGGACCGGUCCUGAGUACACUUGUGUGUUUGAGUACACAAAUAAUUGUGCAAGAAUGCAUGAGAGAUUGUGAGCAUGCAUGUGUAUUUUGAGUACACAUUUGUGUAUAGGCUUACACCUCUAAGUGUCUGACUACACAUGUUUGUGAGUAUAUUUUGAAGUGAUUGAGUUCUAUUGUAGUUUUGUUAGUAUACCUUCAAGAGUGUUAGUGCACAUGAGCAAACUUGUGAGAACACAAUUGGACGUUAAGAUCACUGAUACUUGGGUCAAAGUUAAAUCCUCAUUAAAAUACCUGUUUGUACAAGU